GCCAGAGUUUCUUCAAUCUUCUUUUACUUGUUUAUGCUUGCCAGAGAAUCAAACUCAAGAGUACUCUUAGAUUCAAGUUAGGGUUUGUCUGUGUUUUGGAAUCAAAUAACAAUUGCAUUGGAGAAAGUGGGAAACCCUCUUUUUUUGAGUCAUUGGGUUUGAUUUUCGUUUGGUUUCACGAUGAUCUAACCUGUUUUAUUUGACAAGGGGCUUCUCUUUGUGUGUGGAACUGAUCCCGGUAUUGUGUUGUUUUGGUUUAUUUGUUUGUUUUUGCCUUUCCCUUUCUAGGAUGAUGCUUUCGAUGAGCUUCACACAUCCUAUAAAUUGUUAAUGUCCUGGGCAUUGUCGACUCGGGGCUGUUUAUUCUAAUCCAGUAAAGGAAAAUCAGAGAAGGGCAUGGGUUCUACUCCGAAACAACCUUUGUUCUGCUUAAAAUGGCCGUGGGAUGUUCACCAAAAUUCUAAAAAUCCCCAUGGUUGCAGCUUUGAAACUCCUUGGCUAUUAAAAUCUUUACAAAAUCUUGGCUCUGUUGCUUUCAAUCUCUAUAGCUCUGUUUCAAGAUCCUCGUAUCCCUGGAUUAGAACCUUUAAACCCUUCCAAUUAGAUGUUGGUGUGAGCCAAAAGACUAUUUCAAAGAUGGGGAAAAAGAUUUUGACUCCCGAAGAACAAGGAGAGGCGGAGCAAAGAGCCCUGGCCUCAGCUCUAGCAAGUAGGAAAGCGGCUACGGUGAUUGAGUUCUACUCCCCCAAGUGCAGGCUUUGCAAUUCAUUAUUGGGCUUUGUCUUAGAAGUAGAGAGUAAGAAUUCUGAUUGGCUUACCAUUGUAAUGGUGGAUGCUGAGAAUGAUAAAUGGCUGCCUGAGCUCCUCCAUUAUGACAUAAGGUAUGUUCCUUGCUUUGUGCUGUUGGACAAAUAUGGGAGAGCAGUAGCAAAGACGGGCAUUCCAAACAGCCGCCUACAUGUUAUUGCCGGUGUCUCUCAUCUUCUCAAAAUGAAGCGCCCCCAGAAAAUCGAACACCAGUUUUCAACUUCGGAUCCAGAUAAUAAUUAGUUUGGAAAAUGAAUGUAAGACAUGUUUAUGGACGAUUACUGAGUCACCCUUCAUAUAUGUUAGUUGCGCUUCUACUCCCA
Vitis riparia (riverbank grape) is the source of this 1130-nucleotide messenger RNA. RefSeq lists its product as uncharacterized. Gene Ontology annotation, biological process: cell redox homeostasis. Bases 397 to 1050 code for a protein of 217 amino acids. The record is from RefSeq and is a predicted model, not a curated record. Lineage: Eukaryota; Viridiplantae; Streptophyta; Magnoliopsida; Vitales; Vitaceae. The transcript is spliced from 2 exons.